Molecule: messenger RNA, 810 nt
Organism: Phaedon cochleariae (mustard beetle)
Lineage: Eukaryota; Metazoa; Arthropoda; Insecta; Coleoptera; Chrysomelidae
Source: the annotation of a GenBank genome assembly
AUGCCUAUAACCAACAACGAAAUAUAUGAAUUACUAAAGGAAGUUGCCGAAUCCAAUAAGAAGAUACAAAAGGAAAUAAGUGAUUUGAGACAGGAAUUUUCUAAAGAAAUCGAAGACUUGAAAUCACAAAAUUCAAAUCUCCAGAAAGAGAACCAGGAGCUAAAGAACAGAAUUCAUGCAGUAGAAAGACAGAAUAAGAAGUACAACCUCAUUGUAUAUGGUGUGGGAGAAGAUAUUGAUGACAUCGCAAACGAAAUCGUGCGAAUCAUAAAUGUUGUUCUGAAAAUAAACUGUACGCAAGCUAACUUCCGCAAUUUACAUAGAAUUGGGAAGAAAAUUGAAGGAAAAUCCAGAUCCAUACUCCUAGAGCUCAUCAGCUUCCAGCUCAAAGAGGAUAUUUUGAGACAGUGCAGGAAAGAAGGACAAGAAUUAAAAAAAAUCGGAGUGUCUUUUUGUAUUGAUUACACAACAGAAGACUAUAAAAAACAUAAAUUUCUUCGAAGACACCUAUUGGACGCUAGACAGAAAGGGCAUACUGCUAUUAUUAGGAACGAUACAAUUAUUAUCAACAAAGAGACCUACAGUUACGAAGACCUAAUAAAUAAUCUGAAAAGUAUUCCUUCCCUGGAUGGUAGGCAACCUGACGAUACCGAAGUAUCAAAUACAGCAACCAUCAUUCAAUUCAGCGGAACACCUAAAACAUUGACUCAAGACACCGUAGAUAAAAAAAGGAAACCUGAAGGAAGUCCAGAAGAGCAAAGUGCUAGAAAGCUCCGAGAACGCUCUUCAGAAAAACAGAGGAAGCAAUAA